AAAAGUAAACAUGGCGACCUCCAUGAAAUGUGAAAUUACUUCUCACGAUAAUGCUAUAUUAUCACAAAUAUUCAACCCUAAUUUACCAUAUUUAGAGUGUGAAGAGAAAACGUGCGAUACGCCAGUUUUCAUAGAACCACCACCAAGUCAGGCUGUACUUGAAGCAAAAGAACUAGAGUUGCAAGGUGUACAACUUGCCGAAACUGGAGAUAUUGAUGGAGCUCUGAAUUUGUUCAACCAAGCUGUAGCGAAGGCUCCGGAGUGGCCAUCUGCUUACAAUAAUAGAGCACAGGCUUACAGAAUGAAAGGACAAAAUGAAGAGGCUCUACUGGAUUUGAGUAAAGCAAUACAGUUGAGUAAUGGUAUAGGGAAACCAGCUAAACAAGCUUUUACCCAGAGAGCUCUUUUAAGAAAAUUAGCAGGAAAUGAUGAGGAUGCUUUGGAGGAUUUUAAGAAAGCUGCUCAGCUGGGAAAUGAGUUUGCUAAACAGCAGAUAGUAGCUGCUAAUCCAUAUGCUGCCAUGUGUAAUGCCAUGUUGGGAGAAGUCAUCCACAAAAUUCGAACAGGAGAACAGUCAACUAAUUAAAAACAUUGAUAAAACAGUGAUAUGAAGAAAAACAUUAAAUUUUAAUAUCUUAUAAUUUGAAAGAUUUCCAUAGUUUAGCAAUAAUUAUCAUUCUGGGACUAGGGCUAACAUAUAAACUAACAGAUCAUCCCAUAAUAAAAUUUCAGAUUGUAUUUGAAGGCAUGUAGCCUACAAAGUAUUUAGUUUAUAUCCUAGUAACUGAUGAUUAAAAUACGGUACCAAGUUGAGUGGUUGGUUUAUCUUCUGCUUUUCAAAUUCAUGCGAGUAUCGGUGACAGCUCCUUUGAGAACAAGGUCUAACACAUUUUCUCUUGGUUGUGCUCGUGCAAAGUCUUUUGAAAACUUGUUCAACUGUACAAUUACACUAGGUGUGUGUUGUCAUAUUUAUGCCAUUAAUUAUGGUACUUUUCUGUUUUGUCAGCAGUUACUGUGGUUUGGGUGACGGACCAAACAUACAAGCCUGGGCAUAAGGCCUCUGUCACAGACUUUGUGCAUAUAUGUCAUGUUAUAAAAUGUGUCUGACAAAGUCUGUGGCAACUGCCUUCUGUCCAGGCUUGCACACAUAGAAUAUUAAAACCUAGUUGUAAGAAAAAUUAAAAGUAUUUUUCUGUUUCUUCGCGACUUUUAUCUGGUCAUAUAUACAUAAAUAUAUAUAUUUUAUAGAGUUAUAUUUAAUGAAAUGUGUAAAUAUUAACAGUGGAGAGUGUUUUACAAGUAUUUUGUUCUGAAUAAUAAACGUAACGUUUUAGAAAUUAUUUAAUGUAUCAGUGUUUUGGAAGUAGGCCUACGUCGGGCAGCACUUAAUAUAUUUUAGAAAGCCUACAAGUAACAUAAUAAAGUUUCUAGGUUAUUGAUUUGGCAUAUAUUUUUAUCAAGUGAUAAUGUAGUUAUAAAAUGGAAAAAAUUGAUGGCGUGAUAUUUUGAUAUAGGGUAAUAUGCUAAUAAUCUCAAAAUAUUUUAUUUUUACUAUUGAAGGAGUGUUAUUUGUAUAUACAUAUGGCAGCUAGCCUAAUAAUGGCCGAAAGAAUGGGUAUAUUAUUGAUAAAAGAUUGGUGGGAUAUGAUUGAGAUAUGUUUAAUAUAUUAUAGUUAAAUUGUUAUGUUGACAGGUGAUAGAAUAUAUGCAUGUGUACACAGGGGCGUACAUAUUGAUUUUGUUUCGGGCUGAGGUGUUUAGGAAAACUGAGACCUGCUGAUGCACAGACCCCUAAUACGAGUGACGCAGCUCCGAUCCAAGCAGGACAGGUGCGAGCGUUCUAGUGGAUCCGGGGGGGGGCAUGCUCACCCAUGGAAAUUUUUAAAUCUAGAGUCCCUGAAAUGUCAUUUCGUGGACUUUGGGGGAAGAUUUUGUAGAAUUCUGAUGGUCAGAAAACACUUAACAUGAGUAAAAUUGAGUACUAUGCAUGAGAAUUCAGGUUUUUUAUUAAGAAAUAUGCAAAAACGUACAAAGGACUGUUAAACAGUGACAACUUCGGAAAAGUGAUAAUAAUUUACAUGGACCUAUAUCUUUGAUAUAUUGUUGUGAUGAAUAUACAUGUACAUAAAUUAGCAAAGAUAUGACUAUGUCCUCAUAUUUUCAUCAAGUGUCUGCACCAAAUCAAGUUUGACCACCGAUUGAUGGUCAAGAUUGAUCGUGUCUGCCAUUGAGGCGUUCCUGUUUCAUCACUGAAUGCAUAACAGUUUUAACAAAUUUGAACUUUGAAAAACUGACACGUAUUGUGAUAUCGAAUCAAAGCAAUCAUAAGUAUACAUAGAUAUAUUCAUACAUAUAUUAAGUAUUUUGGAUUUUUCCCUUGUAUUUUGUUUACCUCAUUCAUUCAUUUAGUCGCUAAUGCAUAAUUUUGGGACCGACUGCACUUAUUUUGCAAUCGACUAUUAUAGUAUUUACGCCCCUGUUUGUAGUUUGAAUAAAACUACACAUUUUUAGUCUUUCUUUUUACAUGUAUUGAUGAUUAUUAUUGGCAUAAAUAAUAAAAAUUAAAACACAAUGUAGUAAACAUUGUUUU
Patella vulgata (common limpet) is the source of this 2590-nucleotide messenger RNA. Its product is annotated as tetratricopeptide repeat protein 36 homolog. Bases 11 to 586 code for a protein of 191 amino acids. The record is from RefSeq and is a predicted model, not a curated record. NCBI's taxonomy places the organism in Eukaryota, Metazoa, Mollusca, Gastropoda, Patellidae. Gene Ontology annotation, biological process: cilium assembly. Gene Ontology annotation, molecular function: protein binding. The transcript is spliced from 4 exons.